AUGUCUGAAGCUGCCUUCUCGCGUGACGGGCAAACGGUCGGACCAAGUACUGUGCAUGCUUGCCACCGACUCGACGGGCACUCCGUGCCUCCCAUCGGGACGUCGGAGGGAGAAGAGACGCAGACCGCCAAUCUGGUCACGAUCCCGUGGCUACGCGAGGUCUGUUCCGGCGCGGACGAAGCUGUUGGUAAGCGCUCGAUCGACACAAACCAGUCGGUGACGGCGUCGUCGAGGCAGAGGGUCGAAGACGAGCCGACACAUAUCAUCGACGCCGCGUUCCCAAGACACACCCUCGGCAGCGACAUGUACGUGCCGAACGAGCCAGCUGCAACGGACGACGUCUCGCACGGAGAAGAGAGCUCGGCCUCUUCCCACCUAUCAUCUCAAUCUCGUGCAUCCGAGCCGUACCUCGAGCCCAUGUCCAAUGCUUUCACCACCAUCCUUGACCUUCCCUACGACAUAAUACAUGAAAUCUGCUGCCAGCUCACCUAUCUGCACCCGCUCGUACCACCGGACUGCACAAACGGUACGGUGCUCAGCCCAGUCACGGGCGAAGAACAGGCCCGUCUAGAGCUGAACUCGUCAGCCUUCCACCAGAUUGUCUACUUCCUGAACGGCGGCCCUGCGCGAAGAGACCUAAAGGCCAUCUCGCAGACAUGCACGCAUUUGCGAACCUUGAUGAAGAGCUGCAUGCAGACGAUACACCAGGCUUUGCUUCGCACGCGGCCGGUCUGCGUCGACCAGCUGUGGUUCGAGGAUCUCAGCUGGAUGCUGUCGGAACUGGACGACUACGGCCUCGCCAGCAUCUCGGGCACGAACCUGUACUGGGACAACAGGGAGCGCAUCGCCGGCAGCUUCCGGGCCGACCCAAAGCACCGCACCGAGGAGGCCGCUCCGCGCACGUUCAACAUCCUGGCGGACAAGUGCGUCAACCUUCGCUCUCUGAACAUCAGAAUUUCCCCAGAGAUGCUGAGGACCCGCCGGCCGUCCGGCGAGAUGCGGGACGCUCCGCUCAAGUCGUAUUUCGACAUUGUGGGAAUCGACGAGCUCAAGAGGCUGAUCAAGUGCGUUCUGGACCGACGGGGACACGUGAAAGUUGAGCUGGCCUUUGACGAUCUCGGCUACUUCAAAGAUCGCAAGAAGAUAGAGCUGAUACAGUGGUUCCAAAAGCCGUAA
This is a messenger RNA of Verruconis gallopava, 1176 nucleotides long. RefSeq lists its product as uncharacterized. The record is from RefSeq and is a predicted model, not a curated record. The transcript has a single exon. Lineage: Eukaryota; Fungi; Ascomycota; Dothideomycetes; Venturiales; Sympoventuriaceae. The coding region runs from base 1 to 1176 and encodes 391 amino acids.